AUGCUCGUGCUGAACGAGGCGGAUCAAGUGACGCAAGAUAUGAGGUAUUCAUUACAAACACCUGCUACUACUACUACGACGUACAGUAAUCGGAAGAAGCUAAGUCCGAUAAACGGUGAGCCGAUCUUUGACGAUCGCAUCGUCAAGAUUGAAACUCACACAUACAAUCCGUACGUGAACACAACAUUUGAACACAAUGAUGAGAUACGCAUACCUAUACAACAGCAGGACUUGUACACUUUACCUUGUCAAAGGUUUCUUUACGUCAAAGGAAAAAUGACGUUGACGGUGAAAGACGAAGAAGAAGUAUUUCUGGGUAAUAAUUGUGUAGCUUUUAUGUUUGAUGAGAUUCGCUAUGAACUUAAUGGUGUGGAGAUUGAUCGUAAUAGAAACGUUGGGAUAACCAGCACGAUCAAAAACUAUGUAUCGCUAACACAUGAUAAAAGCAUGGCCAUGAAAAAUGCUGGAUGGGAUAUUACACAACAUACAGACGUAGAUAGUUACUUUAGUUUCUGCGUACCUUUCAGCAUGUUAUUGGGAUUUUGCGAGGACUACAAGCAUACGAUUAUCAAUGCACGUCAUGAACUAAUUUUAAUACAAUCGCACAACGACAAAAACUGCAUAACAGCAAUCUCUCAAGUAGAUUGUGAGGCAUUGAAUGGAAACAUUGAAUUAUUCAAAGUGCAAUGGCGAAUGCCACAUGUAGUAUUGAACGAUGUCACGAAGCUCUCGCUGCUACGAACUCUGGAAAGCGGACGGUAUUUAACUAUGAGUUUCCGCUCGUGGGAUCUCUAUAAGUUUCCAUUAUUACAAAGCACGACUAAACACUCGUGGGGUGUAAAAACGGCGACACAACUUGAGAAACCGAGAUACGUCAUAUUUGCGCUACAGACUGCUCGNAGAAACGAUAUGUCAGCAGAUGUCACGCGAUUCGAUCACUGUCAGUUGACCAACGUAAAACUUUAUCUUAAUUCUGAAUUCUAUCCUUAUGACGACUUGCAUUAA
This is a messenger RNA of Pseudomyrmex gracilis, 1005 nucleotides long. RefSeq lists its product as uncharacterized. NCBI's taxonomy places the organism in Eukaryota, Metazoa, Arthropoda, Insecta, Hymenoptera, Formicidae. The transcript has 2 exons. Bases 1 to 1005 code for a protein of 334 amino acids. The record is from RefSeq and is a predicted model, not a curated record.